Oryctolagus cuniculus (rabbit) is the source of this 8455-nucleotide messenger RNA. RefSeq names its product APC membrane recruitment protein 1 (gene AMER1). Gene Ontology annotation, molecular function: beta-catenin binding; phosphatidylinositol-4,5-bisphosphate binding. The record is from RefSeq and is a predicted model, not a curated record. NCBI's taxonomy places the organism in Eukaryota, Metazoa, Chordata, Mammalia, Lagomorpha, Leporidae. Gene Ontology annotation, biological process: regulation of canonical Wnt signaling pathway. Gene Ontology annotation, cellular component: plasma membrane.
GUGGAGUCCGGUGGGGAGGGGGUAUGGGGGAGCUGCCCAAAGCCUGGGGAAGGGGAGUCAGUGCAGGAGGUGACUGGAGCCGCGGCGGCGGCGCCAGGAGCAGCGGUGGCGGCGCUCUCGGCCGCGGCAGCCGAGGAUCCAGCCGCGGCCAGGGCGGCGCAGCAGACAAUAACCGGGCUGGGAGCCGGACCGGGCCGGGAGCUGGAGAGCAGAAGGAGACUGCAAGCAAGGCCGUCACAAGGGCCAUUUAUCGACCAUCUGUUUGGUGCCCAGCGAUCAGUUUGCCUUGACAUUGAUCAUCUCUAAUCACAUCUCACCACAGCCCUGCAUGACCCUACGGUGAUGCCUCCUCAACCAAUGAUGUUGUAACAGUGCCUGGAAGGUGGCGGCUGCAUUUCCAGCUUAAACCUACCUGCGUUGUCCCCAUCGCCAUGGAAACCCAAAAGGAUGAAGCUGCUCAGGCCAGGGGAGCGACAGCUUCGGGGGACACCCAGGACCAAGGUGCAGAAAAAGGAGCCAAGAAGAAGACAGCUGAGCCGACAGAAGGGCCAACAUCAGAACCGCCCUCCUCUGGCCCAGGUAGGCUGAAGAAAACUGCCAUGAAACUCUUUGGUGGCAAGAAGGGGAUCUGUACUCUGCCUAGUUUCUUUGGAGGGGGACGAAGCAAAGGUUCUGGGAAAGGCAGCUCCAGGAAGGGUCUCAGUAAGAGUAAGACCCAUGAUGGCCUGAGCGAAGCAGCCCAUGGUCCCGAAGAGGUUGUCAGUGAAGGAACUGGCUUCCCGCUACCUUUGCCUGAGUCACCCUGCGGAUUUCCCAGCUCCCAGAGUGCCCAUGGGGCUUUGGAGACAGGCUCCAGGAGAAAGACAUCAGCGUCUGGAGCCCCAGAGAAAGCUGGGGAUGAGAAGGUUCCCUCUAUGCCCAAGCCAAAGAAAGGCCUAAAAGGCUUUUUCAGCAGUAUUCGUCGGCACAGGAAGAGCAAGGUCACUGGGGCUGAGCAAAAUGAGCCAGGGGCAAAGGAGCCUGAGGGCACCAAAGCCAGGCCUCAUGAGCUCGUUAGCUCGUCGCCUCUGCUCCCCUCUGAGGAGUCCUUCCAAGCCCUGAGAAAGGAAAAUUCCAAGCCCCAGGAAGCCCCUGGACCAAAAGUUUCUCCGGUACCAGAGCCUUCUUCACCACCCACUGAGAAGAUGACCUGUAAAGAUACAGAAAAGCUCCCAGGGGCCUCUGCCCCAGUACUAGUGCAGCCCAACUCUGUCCCUGAAGCCAGUAGCCUAGAGGAGCCCCACAGCCCAGAAACAGGUGAGAAAGUGGUGGCAGGAGACAUAAACCCACCUGGCGGUCCUGUGGGAGACCAGCUGAGCCUCCUGUUUGGGGAUGUCACAUCCCUGAAAAGCUUUGACUCCCUGACAGGUUGUGGUGACAUUAUAGCUGAACAGGACAUGGACAGUAUGACAGACAGCAUGGCCUCUGGGGGCCAGAGGGCCAACCGAGAUGGGACCAAAAGAAGUUCUUGCCUGGUGACCUACCAAGGAGGUGGGGAAGAGAUGGCCCUGCCGGAUGAUGAUGAUGAUGACGAAGAGGAGGAGGAGGAGGAGUUAGAGGAGGAAGAAGAGGAAGUCAAAGAGGAGGAGGAAGACAAUGACUUAGAAUAUCUGUGGGCCAGUGCUCAGAUGUACCCAAGACCCAAUAUGAACCUGGGCUACCCUCCCACCACAUCCCCGGGCCACCAUGCCUACAUGCUCCUUGACCCUGUUCGGUCUUACCCUGGCCUGGCCCCUGGGGAACUUCUGACUCCUCAGAGUGACCAGCAAGAAUCGGCCCCUAAUAGUGAUGAAGGCUAUUAUGAUUCUACCACACCCGGCUUUGAGGAUGAUUCAGGUGAGGCCCUGGGGCUCGUGCGUAGGGAUUGCUUACCCCGUGACAGUUACAGUGGUGAUGCCCUCUAUGAGUUCUAUGAGCCAGAUGACAGUCUCGAGAACUCCCCGCCUGAGGACGACUGCCUUUACGACCUCCAUGGCCGCAGCUCUGAGAUGUUUGACCCCUUCUUGAACUUUGAGCCCUUUUCUUCCUCACGGCCACCGGGGGCUAUGGAGACAGAGGAGGAGCGGCUGGUGACCAUCCAGAAACAGUUGUUGUAUUGGGAACUCCGGCGGGAGCAGCUCGAGGCCCGGGAGGCACGCACCCGAGAGGCUCAUGCCAGGGAAGCCUGUGCCCGAGAGACCCACUCCCGGGACGCUCAUGCCAGGGAGCCCCGUGCCCGAGAGGCCCCAGCCAGGGAGACUCGUGCUCGAGAAGCCCCGGCCCGGCAAGAGAAGCCCGUCUUGGAGUAUCAGAUGAGGCCCCUAGGCCCCUCGGUGAUGGGCCUGGUGGCAGGAGCAUCAGGGGCCUCUCAGACGUCCUACCGGGGAACCACCUCAGCUUUCCCCACCACUGCGAGCAGCGAGCCAGACUGGAGGGACUUCCGUCCACUGGAGAAGCGAUUCGAGGGAACCUGCUCCAAGAAAGAUCAAAGCACCUGCCUGAUGCAGCUCUUCCAGAGUGAUGCGAUGUUUGAGCCAGACAUGCAGGAAGCAAAUUUUGGAGGCUCACCCAGGAGGGCCUACCCUACUUACUCGCCCCCUGAGGAGCCAGAGGAAGAGGAGGUGGAGAAGGAAGGGAAUGCCACCGUGAGCUUCUCCCAGGCCCUGGUGGAGUUCACCAGCAAUGGAAACCUCUUCUCCAGCAUGUCCUGCAGCUCUGACUCUGACUCGUCCUUCACUCAAAACCUCCCCGAGCUGCCGCCCAUGGUGACCUUUGACAUCGCUGAUGUGGAACGAGAUGGAGAAGGCAAGUGCGAAGAGAAUCCUGAGUUCCACAAUGACGAAGACCUCGCAGCCUCCUUGGAAGCUUUCGAACUGGGCUAUUACCACAAACAUGCCUUCAACAACUACCGUAGCCGAUUCUACCAAGGUCUGCCCUGGGGUGUGAGCAGCCUCCCUCGAUACUUGGGACUACCUGGCAUGCACCCUCGACCUCCACCUGCUGCCAUGGCCCUCAACAGGAGGAGCCGCUCCCUCGACACAGCGGAGACCUUAGAGUUGGAGUUGUCUAAUUCUCACCUGGCCCAGGGCUACUUGGAGUCUGAUGAGCUCCAGGCUCAGCAGGAAGAUUCAGAUGAAGAAGAUGAAGAGGAGGAAGAGGGAGAAUGGGGCCGAGACAGCCCCCUGUCCCUCUAUACUGAACCCCCAGGGGCCUAUGACUGGCCUGCCUGGGCUCCCUGUCCCCUACCCAUUGGGCCAGGCCCUGCCUGGAUGAGCCCUGGCCAGUUGGAUGGGGUUUCUAGCCAGUCUCCAUAUGGGCAGGCAACCUGUUGUGUACCUCCUAUGGCCAAGCCAGUGGCGCUUUCAGGGCCAGGGCCAGAGCCAAGGGCACCUGAGGAAUCUGGGCCUCAGUUAGCUCGACCCUCACACCUACCCCUCCCCAUGGGCCCUUGCUAUAACCUUCAGCCACAGGCCUCCCAGAGUAUGAGGGCCAGGCCUCGAGAUGUGCUGCUGCCUGUCAAUGAGCCCAGUUGCUCCUCUGGCUCUGGAAGCUUCAAUCCCAGCCCUCUGCCCCAGGCCAAGCCUGUAGGCAUCACCCAUGGCAUCCCUCAGCUGCCCAGGGUCCGGCCUGAGCUCCUCCAGCCUCGGCCCAGUCACUAUGGGGCUUCCGGCCUUGACCUGUCAAAGGAGAAGGCCGAGCAAGGUGCCUCUCUCCCCACCAGCUACUCCUCCACUGCCGUGAAUGGAAACCUAGCCAAGUAGUCAUCCUCAGUUCCGGAGUGGGGGCAUGGGGCCUGAGCAUGUGAAUGGGGAUCAGGGAUAGGGCAGAGGGGUGGGGGGGUGGGGGUUGCUGUUUAACUUGAAAAUCCUAUUGGCCAAGGAAAACUCCUAUGAGUUUUCACCUUUGUUUUCCCACUUCCCUCUCCUGCUAUCUAUGGCCACAUUCAGCUCAAGUACAUCUGCCCAAGGAGGCUGCUGCUGCUGUGCCCCAGUUUUUGCUUUUGGGGUUUCUUCUUGUGACCCAUGCAGGGUUUAGGAUGCUGUAAUUUUGUGCCUAUUCCAGUUGCUGCGUUAGUGAUUAUACAUGUAUAUAUAUGUAUAUGUGUGUAUAUAUAUAUACAUAUACAUAUAUAGCAUGCAUCCUUGACACAGGCUGUACCCUUAGUGCUCCUCCUCCUCCCCCUAGUGAAUGAUUAACCACUGAUGAGCAGCCAGGUCUGCACUGCCUCCCCCUGCAGGGUGGGAGGCUUAGUUGCUCUUAGCAAUGUGAAAUGAAUGGUACAAAUCCAACCCACUCCCGUUCCUUUUAGCCUUGGUGUAGCUGCCACCAUUACAUCAGAUGACUAUAAGCUAUUUGUCCCAGCUAGCUGUCCUUAGAGAGGAUCAAGUAGCAAGUGUCUCACUGCUUAUUGCUGUGGACUUUGGUAUCAUAGCCAGAUGGGUCCUUUUAACCUGGCCUGUCAUAGCUUGGGUUGAAGACAAAAACCCUAAUCCCCUUAAUGGAGUGAUUUAACUUCGUCCUGUUGCAAACAGAAGACAAACCAAACUUCUGUUGUGGACCUACCAUUGAGUCUUGAGCUCUGGAAGGCUAGAAUUUUUUUCCUUCUUCCUGUCUUAAGCCUGUAACUGUCUCAGUUGCAGACAUGUUUGAAUUUUUAUUCUUUUUUCCUCUAAAGGAAGUUCUCAUAAUCUCAUCACAAAGAACGCAGUCUUAAUUGAGAUAAGGGAAGAGAAGCAACCUCAAUUAGGCCUGACUGUAGGAGUUGGGGGUUUUGUGGGGUGCAGGGGAAGAAUAGAAAAAGGAGGCCUGUUUUUCCCAGCCAGCAAGAGAGGGGAUUUCAGCCUUUGUGGAAGUCAAGGUAACCCAGCUUCUUGGGAGGGAAAAGUGCCCCCCAGCUCUGCCCCCCCAACACAGAAAGUUCCUUAAGCCUUGUCCAGCCCUUCAUUUGGACCCUGUAAAGAGGCUCCAGCCUUGCACUCCUGAGACAGGAUACCAAAGGCAUCUCCGCUGCUUUUCUGGGCUCUCCAAAGAGCUUUCAUCUUCCGAUUAGCCAAGUCCUUAGCAUUAUCAAAGGACCAAGCUUCUUGAGAGGAAAGACUGUGACCUGCCCUCACUCUACCAAGCUGCAGAACUGUGAUUUGCAUGGAAUGGAUAGCACCUUCCCUUCUGCACCCAUGCAAUUUUCACGUUGGACAUACUGGAGGGCGAGAGCUUGCUGUCGAGAAACAUUGCAACAGGCUGAUCUUGCCAGGCUUGACCUCUCGUUAAUCACCCAUAUGAGAGGGUUCUUUUUAAAUUUCUCCCUUGGAAAUGGCACAUAGAACAUUUUUUUGCCUGGAUGUGUUGACACAAAUUAUGAUUCUUGUCCCCUGCCCUGCUCCAGCGCCCCCACCUGUCUUCCUGCCUGUUACAAGAAGUCAACAGGGCUCUUACUAUUCCUGAGCUGUGGCAAUUUAGCUUGGGAACAGAUGCUGUUAGCCCCCUGGGUCAAGAUGAUGUUGUGGGAAAACUUCCAUGCCGGUCGUUGACACCAUUUAUGUUUGGGGUUGACCCUACACUCCUCCCCACGAAGAGCAGACCUGGCAAGUAGAAAACUGUGCCCCCGAAGGCACCACAUGAGCUUGCCUGGUACCAAUGCCACCCCUCAAGGGACCCAGCGCAGUCCUCCAGGCUGACUUUGGCUUCAUCAUGAAGAAAUGCAUCUGUUGUGGAGCUGAAGAAUGAAAUGGGGUGAGGAAGACCCUCCUCGCUCCAAGCACAGAAUUCUGGGAGAGAAGUGCCCAAAUUCCAACCAUCUGGCCUCUUACCAAAGCUGUUUUGGGAAAGUGGGGCUGAAAUUGGCCUGGCUGUUUGGCAGGAAGUAAACACUCACCAAAUGCCUUUACCACAGAGGAAAACCCACCUCUGGCCUCUUCCUUCAGGGCAGCUCAAGCUCCUGCCUGCAUGUAAACUGUACCAGCUGCAGCAGGCAGUAGAGCCAUCACCAGCCUCCAGAGCCCAUUGGAGAACGGCAACCAGCCUAUCUGGGAAGAGGAAAAGGAGGCGGUCAGUCUAUGGCCAAGGGCUGAGAGCUUUCUGCUGUCAUAGCCCUGACAUACUUUGCUGGGCUGUGGAAGAUCACAUACCACAGAGUAAGGCUCAGGGCUGAGUGGGAGUUCAUGGUUUGGACAGCGUUGCUGCCUGUAAGUCCCUUCACUGCCCUGGCCAGCCCAAGGACAGGCUCUUUACCACCAGAAGUGAGGCAGUCAGGGUCCACUGCAAAAGCAGGCUGCUUUGAGUCUGUAGAGCCGAGUGGUUCAUGAUUGAACCCCAGCUGCAACCUAGAGAAGGAAGGAAGACCUGGCUGGAGACAUGUGAUGAUGGCAGCACAGGGUGACACUGGGGGAGCCAGCCAGGCUCCAGAUCGACCCAUACAUAGGCCCGUGCUCUCGUGGCUGGCACUGAAUGUGCCCCCAGAUGACCAAAGGUGUUGAUGUCAUGUCCACACCUCCUGGGCUGUGACCAGAUGAACACUAUGUCUCCAUGGCAAGGUCCUGGGAUAAUGCUUUUGGAUGUGACUUCCAGGGAAGAUAUGACUUCAGAGGAGGUAGUUGCCCUCAUCUUACUACCCAGUAGGCCUCUCUAGUGCCAGACAUCUCUGAUCCCGAGAAUUCCCAGAUGAGACCAGUCCUUGGGGGACCAGUGAACGUGGAUAGAGAAGGCCACCUAGCAGGCCUCUCCCAGGGCCAGGAUGCCAGUUUCUUGGUGCUUUAGAGUCUCCAAGGAAGCCCUGCCUUGGGGCCCAGUUAGAGCCAGUCCUGCCCAUCUGGCCUCAGCUUGGCGACCAGGCUGCAAGCCUCCUAGGAUAAAGGCUUCAACAAACACUAGUCUCCCUCCCUCCUCAGUGCCGUACCAAGGAGGGAAGUAGCUUCCCAUACCCAGGAGGCUGGGUACAUACCCCUCAUCCUGCUGCCAGUGGCUUUCCCACCUGUGUCAGUGCCACCACCCCAUCUGCCCUCGGCUCCCAGGCCCAGUUGCUAGAGGGAGGUAUGGGGGGGUUAGCAGGGAGACUUCAAGUUUACCCAUGUGUAUGUUGCAUCCAAGUUGUUUUUAAUAUAUAUAUAUCAAAAGUCAAUUAUCUAUUUUUGUAUUGUUUGCAUUUUAUAUUCAUGGAAAACAAUGUUUAUCAAUUGUUCUUUUCUGAUAUAUUUUAUUUUUAAGCGGUGCUGUUUACAGUUUUAAACAAAACAAAGAUGACACAAAAUACGCUGCUGCUUGUGCAGAGGGCUGGCAUCUCAACUGCCUAGGGCCCUCCCUCUUUCCCUCUCCCUGCCCGUGCUGUCUCUCUGUCCAUUCCUUCCCCCAGACCCCUGUCAUAGGGACAGCAGAAGAUGCCCAGGUACCGAAGACCAACGCCAGGUGACGCAGGCGUGUGGAACCUGGUAGACAGCGUGUCAUUUUAUGGCUUUAUUUGAUGUUUUUCUUUCGGACCCCACCUUCCCCGUGUGUAGACCUUCUGAGAACACUCAUGUCUCUUUUGUUUUAUUUUCCCCCUUCUGUACGUUUUAUGCUUUCAUUUUGAAAGCAGAGUGCCCAUGUUGUGCUAUUAGUCGUGUUGAGUUUCUCCAAAGAAGCAUUCUGGGGAUGUUCUCCACCCAGUGGGGAGGGCAGGGGGUUUCAACCAUGUCCCCUUUCUCCGAGAAGCUGGGGGAGACCGAUAGCAAUGAUGCUUGAAACAUCAGGAAUUGACCAUCUUGUUGAGGAAACCCUUGCAUGGGACUUUCUAGGAGCUCAGUUGAUUGUGACAUUUUCCCAGAAGAGACUUUGGGGAAUUCCUUGACCCCUCUUGCUGCUUUGGGGGAAUCUCUCCCCCUACCACCAUUCCCCCUCCCCCGCCCCACUCCAGCUCACACGUGGAUGAUCCUUUGGGAAACGAUGACUGUCAGGGUGAUGACUCUCUGGCCUGAUCCCCCACAUUUCCAUCCUAUGGUCAGUCACUCCAGAGAAGAAAAUCCACACGGCAUGUAUAUGUGUGAGAGUUGGGUCCAUUGAGAGGCGGGGCUUUAAUUCUUGUUACUAUUGGUGCUUAUUUUCCUUGCUGUAUAUGGGAUGGGGGUGGGGGGGAAAGAAAACAGGAAUGUAUAUUUAGGUCAUGUUAAAUGAAAUGGCUGGGGGAAAGAGGGAAGAAAUGAGGAACCGCAGUAGAUUGUCACUGCAGGUGUAGGAGUUCUUUUCUCCCAGUGCAGAAACAGGAGCAUGGCUCCCGGCUGUGCCUGAGCUUCCCUUUCCCGGUUUGAUCUGUGAGGCACCACAGAAUCACCUGCGCUGUGACCUCUCCACUCCUAGCUCUCACUGACAUCUGGAUAUCUUGAUGCACUGCCUGUUUGUUACAACAUAUAUUUCUUUUGCUGAAUGCUAAUAAACUUCUGGGUUCAAGAGGGACCCCCCAGUCACUAAA